Molecule: messenger RNA, 447 nt
Organism: Micromonas pusilla CCMP1545
Lineage: Eukaryota; Viridiplantae; Chlorophyta; Mamiellophyceae; Mamiellales; Mamiellaceae
Exons: 1
Biological process (GO): fatty acid biosynthetic process
Molecular function (GO): fatty acid synthase activity
Source: RefSeq, a predicted model, not a curated record
AUGCUAAAUCGACACGCGAGAUCAAUUACAGAGCUUGGGUGUAAUCAGAAUAGAGGAAGUGAUAUUCUCAUCCCUGGAUCAGCAGUAAAUCAGGAUGGUCGAUCCAGUUCGCUGACUGCUCCGAAUGGUCCAUCACAAAGGCGAGUCAUGCAAUCAGCUAUGUCAAACACCGACUUUGUCGGAAGCUGUAUGUCUUUACUUCAGUUACAUGGCACUGGGACAUCUUUAGGCGAUCCAAUUGAGAUCGGAGCUGCAUCAGCAGCGCUUGUCGGAGAUUUCGUGCGCAAGAAAGGUGCUUUGCCAUUAGCACUUGGAGCACCAAAAAGUAGAAUUGGGCAUGCUGAGCCUGCAUCUGGAGCAGUCGGUAUACUCUUUGCUUCGAUGGGAUACAAUGCCGAGGUACGUCCGACGAUGCAUCUUCGGUCGAUGAACCCUCAUCUAGAUGUC